AACAGGCACCCUUAGGUAGCGUGUUUUCUCAUAUUUACCCUCCUAACUAAGCAAAAAUGACAUUGUUCCCGUCGCCUCUCCUCCCUCUGUACUCGUUGGCCACGAGGAGCCGUUGACGACCUUCUUCCUCUAAACUCCGGCUACUAACACAAACUCACCGAUCGCAUUCGGGAGGAUUACGUUUAUGUUUGGCUUACGGGAAAAUAGAUAGAAAAGGAAAGAAAGGACGGUACAAUUUCACGGAGAAGAGAGAAUGAGGUCAUCUUCUACUUCCGGCACCAUAAAUAUUGCUGCGAGUGCUCAAAAACUCGAUGUUGAUAAUCGGAUUUCUCUUCGAUACUACUACCGGAUCGCUGAUAAUAUUCUCAAACAGGCUGACAUCUUUCGAGAAGAGAAGAAUAUCAUAGAUCUGUAUAUUAUGCUGUUGAGGUUUUCUAGCUUGGUAUCAGAGACAAUACCACGUCAUCGAGAUUAUGGGUCAUCCUUACAAAGUAAAAAAAUUCAUUUGAAAAAGAAAUUAUUGAAUGCUGUAAAUGAGUUGGAGGAAUUGAAGCCUGGAGUGCAGCAGAAGAUCAAUGAAUUAAACAGAAAAUACACGCAUCAAGUAAAUGGGUAUGGCACCCAUCAACAUGAUUCAUUAGAGUGGCCACCUGUCAAAAAGAAAACUUUGACUAGCUAUGAUAUGACAAAGGCAGUGAGCCCAGCUGCACGAGCGUUUGUUUAUCCAGGUUCACGAACUCAACAACUUUCACACGCUAGGCCAGUGGAAGAGCAGUUCAGAAGAAUAUCUUUAAAUUUGCCUCGUCCUAGGGAGGAGACUCUUUCUAGACAUUCUAUAUUGGGUCCAAAUGGGCUACAUGGGCCAUGGCAGCCACCUAGGACUGAUAAAGGAGUCCAAUAUCCAAUCAACUUAGACCUCACUCCAGUUGAAAUCCCGAGCUUGCAACAAUCCACUGAAAAUGGGGUUAGAGUGAAAGAGGACAGCAACAGUUUGGAGCUUUAUAGCCUGCAACAGUCUGAAGAAAAUGGAUUUACAAUGAAAUUAGACACUAGCAGAGCAGAAAUUGAAGGCCCAAGUUUAGAAUCAGUUCUUACUGUGAAUGAUGAUAGUCAGGUGCAGCGUGCUGAAGCUCUUUCUUCCAUGAUUUCCUUUGAAACAACAGAAGCCCCUGUUCAGACAGAUCUGAUCAGACAGCCAUCUCCUCCAGCUGUACUUGCUGAAGUACAAGAUUUGAUUCCUUCAUUGUCUUCCCAAGUUACUGAAACAGAAAAUAAACUGGAGAUUUGCUCACCUGAUGAUGUUCGUUCUGAAUCUCCCCUGCAACUGCACAUUUCAACAACAAUGAUGGAGAAUUUCAUGAAGCUGGCGAAGUCAAAUACUGAUAAGAAUUUAGAAACUUGUGGUGUCCUAGCUGGUUCUCUUAAAAACAGAAAGUUUUACGUUACUGCUCUCAUUAUUCCGAAGCAGGAAUCUACAUCAGAUUCGUGUCAGACCACAAAUGAAGAGGAAAUAUUUGAAGUGCAGGAUAAGCGAUCUUUAUUCCCCCUUGGGUGGAUACAUACGCAUCCUACACAGUCUUGUUUCAUGUCAUCUAUUGAUCUUCACACCCAUUAUUCAUAUCAGAUUAUGCUGCCAGAAGCUGUUGCAAUUGUCAUGGCACCAAGAGAUACAAGAAAGCAUGGCAUUUUUCGGUUGACAACCCCUGGUGGCAUGUCGAUCAUAAGACACUGCCAGCAACGUGGAUUUCAUCCACAUAAUCAACCACCAGAUGGCGGGCCCCUUUACAAAGCCUGUACAGAUGUCUAUAUGAAUCCCAACCUGAAGUUUGAUGUUAUUGACCUACGGUGAUAUUAGUUGUGGAUUUUAAUAGAAAUGUAUUUGCAAAUAUAAUUCUUCAUAUAUCAUCCAUUUAUGGUGACUGGCCUUAACCUUCGAUUCUUAAAUUGUAAGAUUUGUGUGUAAAGAAGGGAAUGUUAAGAUUGGCUGUAUACUAAGUAUCAAUCAGUCCAUCACUGGAACUGGAAUGUACACAAUCAAAGUUUUCUAACAAGGACAAGUUUCCAUUUAAGUUUUUA
Manihot esculenta (cassava) is the source of this 2076-nucleotide messenger RNA. Its product is annotated as AMSH-like ubiquitin thioesterase 1. NCBI's taxonomy places the organism in Eukaryota, Viridiplantae, Streptophyta, Magnoliopsida, Malpighiales, Euphorbiaceae. Gene Ontology annotation, molecular function: protein binding; K63-linked deubiquitinase activity; metal-dependent deubiquitinase activity. The transcript has 14 exons. The record is from RefSeq and is a predicted model, not a curated record. Gene Ontology annotation, biological process: protein K48-linked deubiquitination; protein K63-linked deubiquitination. The coding region runs from base 254 to 1849 and encodes 531 amino acids. Gene Ontology annotation, cellular component: endosome; membrane.